CCCAGUGCAGCUCCAACCCUGUGGGUGUGCAGCUGGUGUCAGGAGCCUGAGCGCAGAGCCGUACAGCAUUCCAUUGUGCUCAGACCUUGGAUGGGACAGCGCAGGGGCACUUCUUGCACUGAGGGCAGAGGAACAGCUGUGAAUUCAUCAGCAUUUAUCUGCUGUGUCUGUGGCAUCCGUGGGGUGAAAAAUGCUGUGUCCUCAUGGCACCCAGCUGGGGCGGUGUGGCGGUGGCAGACAGCCUGAAGUGGGGUGGCAGGUGCUGGGGUGCCCUGUGGUGAUGUGCCCCUGCCAGCCCGGGGUGCACCAGGGUGUGCGUGGCUCCAGCAGUGCUGGGCACAGUGUGUGGCAGCCAGGGCGAGGGCAGGGAGUGCCUGCUGUGUCGGCACUGCUGUGUGCUCAGGCACAGUGACAUCCACACAAUGUGACUUCUGAGGGAUGGAGAUCCGGUACUGGCACUGCCCAGCAUGGCAAGGAGUGCAGAUGUGCCGUGGCCCCACUGGGGGUGACUGAUAGGCAGGGCUGAGAGUCACCACCUCCAUGUCACAGCAUGUGCAGGGAAAAUUGAAUGACUUUCAUGUGACCAUUGCUGAUGAAGUGGUGGCUCACGCAGUCCCUUCACCAGCACUUCCCUGUGGAGUGGCACACCCCGUGACCACAGCUGGUUCCGUGCCUCAUGCCCGGCUCCGUGCCCCGUGCCCAGCUCUGCGCCCCAUGAGCAGAGAGGCUGAGCAGCCCUGCUAUCUCAGGGGCUGUGCACGCCCUGCCCUGGGGGCUGUGUGCGCUGCUUCAUCCCGUGCCACGCAGGGGCUGUCCCAGCACACGGCCAGGCUGCGCCGCUGAUGUGCAGCUGCGGUGCGGUGGGGCCGUGCAGUGGCACAGGGAUGCUCUCCCCCCCCCCGGCGCUCUCUCCCUGAUCUAUUUUCCUUCCCGCGCGGUGCCGGGUUUCCUUGGAAACCUUUACACUCGCAGCGCGCGACUCCUGUGCGGGGCCUGGGAACGCGGCGGGGGGCCCCCUCCCAGCCCCCUCCCAGCCCCCGGAGCGGGGACAGGGCCAUGAAUGCCGGGAGGGGCCGGGGUCUGCGAGGCUGUGCCGCGUGUGGGUACUGGAGAUCGGGAGUGGGGCAAUGGAGUCAGAGCUGCUGUGGGAUAUGGGGCCAGGCGGGGGUCGGGGGUGCGGCGCUGGGGCUGUCAGUCACAGCAGUGGACUUUGGGCACCGGCUGCAGGCAGAGCCGGGCGGCUCCACAGGCGUCAGGGCUCAUUAGUGCCAGCAUGUGAAAUGCCAUUAGCAGGACUGCAGGGGGGCCUGGGCAAAGCCCGCUGCCCUGGCUGAGGAUGGGGGGACAUGGUGCUGGACCCUCCCUGGCCCUGUAGGUCACACUGGGGAGCAGGAUGGGGUGGAACAGCGCAGUGCUGGGCUCCGGGACUACCGGACUGGGGACGUGAUGGGGACAGAGAAACGUGCCGGUCCCACAGCGUCUGCAGCGUGCAUUGCACCGCAGAGCUCGCAGCGCACAGCCCGCUGCCGGCCCAGCAGCUGAGCCCACCGCACGCAUCCUGCAGCAGACCGCACCGCAGACCCCGCGUGCGUCCCUGCUGGGGGGGCUCCCCCGGCCCCGUGCCAGCGCCGGUGCUGGGGUGCGGGCAGUGCCGGGGGGUGGGCAGCACGGAGCAGCCUCACACCACCGGGGUAAAAAUCCUCACCCGCCUGUUCAAAGGACGGCUGCCCUCGCUCCCCGCCUUUGAAGUGCUGCCGACGCCGGCCACGGAGGUGCCGCUUCACACCUCCGGCCCGGCAUAAAGCCGGGACUCCGGGGCUGGCGGCUCUCAGCCCUCAGCCAUGGCCCGCCCGGCAGCUCCCGGCCUCGCGCUCCGCACCGUGUCUCCGCUGCACGACUGGGGUCUCCCCGCAGCCCCCGAGCCCGAGGGCUACAGCAGCAGCUCGCCGGCACCCUCACCCGACUCCUGCGGCCUCUCACCCCCUGCCAGGGCACCGCGCCGCGGUCCGGCGGGCAGGAGGGGAUCGGGGGUGGCCGGGGGCCCACGGCAGAGCGCCAGCGAGAGGGAGAAGCUGCGGAUGCGGCGGCUGGCGCAGGCCAUGCACCGGCUGCGGCACUACCUGCCGCCCGCGCUGGCGCCCGCCGGGCAGAGCCUCACCAAGAUCGAGACCCUGCGCCUCGCCACCCGCUACAUCGCCCACCUCUCGGCGCUGCUGGGGCUCAGCGAGGAGGUGCUGCUACUGCGCCGGGGGGCGGCCCCCCGCCGCUGCCCGCUCUGCCCCCGGGGCCUGGGCUGCUGCCAGCCCCCGCACCCCCGGCUGCGGCCCCCAGCCCCGCAGGAUGCUUCGCCCCCCGACUCGGAGGGGUGGGGGAGCCCCCCGGAGCUGCACGGGGCUCUGGAUGUGGGGACGGGGACCUGGGCGUCGCUCUCCAACGGCCCCGUGUUGGAGACCCGUCCGGAGCUGCACGGGGUUCCUGAUGUGGGGAUGGGGCUCUGGUCAUCACCCUCCUACAGCCCCAUCGUGGGGACCUCCCCGGAGCUGCAUGAGGCUCUCGCCUCCAACGUGUCCUCCUGGCCAUCCCCUCCUCACUGUGCAGUGGCAGGGACCUCUCCAGACCCCCCCAGUGACCCCUUCCUGGACACGGGGCUGCUGCUGCUGCCAGACUUUGUGGAUCCAGAGAUGGUCACCCAGGACAUCUCAUCAGAUCUGCUCUCUCUGCUGGAGGCUCUGCUCCCACCGCAGCCCCAGGACUGAGCCAUGCACCAUCAGAUGCCCACGACUUGCAGGACCCAGGGAGACAUGUGUCUCCCCUUGGACAGCUAAGGGGUGGUGAAAGCAAGGUGCUUGGAGCCCGGAUCCAUGCUGGCUAAGACUGUACAUAAUAUACUGUGACUGUACAUAAAUAAACCCUUUUGCCCACUCUG
Messenger RNA from Phasianus colchicus (ring-necked pheasant), 2926 nucleotides. RefSeq lists its product as uncharacterized. The record is from RefSeq and is a predicted model, not a curated record. Gene Ontology annotation, biological process: somite rostral/caudal axis specification; heart morphogenesis; regulation of transcription by RNA polymerase II. Gene Ontology annotation, cellular component: nucleus. Gene Ontology annotation, molecular function: DNA-binding transcription factor activity, RNA polymerase II-specific; protein dimerization activity; RNA polymerase II cis-regulatory region sequence-specific DNA binding. Lineage: Eukaryota; Metazoa; Chordata; Aves; Galliformes; Phasianidae.